GCGCAGGUGCCCAAGGCCGCCGAGCGGAGACUGGCACUGGCUGCUGACCGAGCUGAGUCGCCUGAGAGAGAGGGUCUCGCCUGCACCAUGUCUCCUCGUCUGGUCUCGGCAAUCUUGGUGAUGGUGGCAGUGGGAGCAGUGGCUUUCCCAUUCGCAGACCCUGACCCGGCCAAGCUGAGGCGAAUCCCCCGCAUCUACAACGCUCUGAUUACCUCUGAAGAACAACUGCUGCCGAGCCAGGCCUAUCCAGCGGUCGCCCCCGUUCUCCGACCCGCGGCCCUCACACCCUACGGACCCUACGGCCUCCCUCCCGUGCAGGAGCAGUACCAGCUGUACGCCCCCGACCCCUACAGUCCCCAGUCCUACAGUAGGCUCCCCGGGUUCAAUGAUACUUUGGUGGACCCCGACGCACCCCAAAAGUCCCCAGUCUGCACCAGUCUUCAGUUUACAACCUCAGCAGACGAUCCCUCAGAUUACGGAUCAAAUAAAGAAUAACCGGCCAAGUAACAGAGACAUCCCAGACGUGCCGCCUCCCCCUUUGCCCCUCAGCCCUCCCCGGGACAGGGACGACAAGACUCCAGAGAGGAAGCCAGAAGAGUACCCUCCGGCUCCUCCCCAGGGGCUACCCUUCUAGA
Molecule: messenger RNA, 635 nt
Organism: Homalodisca vitripennis (glassy-winged sharpshooter)
Lineage: Eukaryota; Metazoa; Arthropoda; Insecta; Hemiptera; Cicadellidae
Exons: 3
Coding region: 88-495 (135 amino acids)
Source: RefSeq, a predicted model, not a curated record